AUGGCAACCCAUACUUAUUCAGCUCAGACACGUGAGGACCUUCAGAAACUCUCAUCAGAACACAAACUGCGUGUUAUCUCACAGCUUCCUGAACACGAGCAGGCUAGCUCCGCCAGUAACUGGACACUGCGGCACAUUAUCGUUUAUAGACUCCUCAUAAAAGGACCCGAGACAGAUUUCCUGAAAGUUUUUAAUAUUGAACAUCGUGAGGCUUGCCCGCAUUGCCUCCCCGACGGGCCUUCAUCGCUGGAAUUGGACAGUCGCCAGGUCCAGAACCUACUGGAGAUCAAACCUUUCGUUCUCUUAAAGACGGAACGCGAAUUGUUGCAGAGUCCCGGCGGAUUUUUCUUAGUUGCGUUGGCACAAGCCAGUCAUGCGGACGUGAGCAAUGCUCCCAGAACCCAGCCCGAGCGCGAAAGACUUGCUGUAAAGUGGCCCGACUACGCCAACUCGUUAGAGGCAAUUGUAGGCUCCUCGUCGCCAACCCGUCCGUCAUCAUCUUCCGAUUACGAGUUGGAACCCGGGCAUAUGGACGAAGAUGAGAACGAAACCCAUCGCACAAUACCGGAAGUGAUAGCUGUUAACCUGGCUGUUAACUUCCUUCGCUACGUGCUACAGCUUUGUCUAAAACAAGACGAUGUUGAAGAGGAAAUUCGCGCGCGUACAAGGAGUAUGAGAGGUCAGGCAACUGUUGCCGGAGUAAAGAACAUCACGUUUGAAGAUGAUGCAGGUAUAUCUAGAUAUACUCGAAUCGCUGAUGGCUGGAGAUUGGCGCAUCCAUACCUGGCCUUAAUCGAGGCGAAGCGGGCAAAGGACAUCCGUAUAGACCCUCGCACGGGUAGAAGUAGCCCAGUAGUAUCGAACGAUACGAUAGCCCAAUAUCUGGGUGAAGCUGUGCUAGCCUGGCGAGCAAAUAGAGACCUCCUAGGUCGGAAGUUAGUAUCACUCUGCUAUUGCAAUGGUCCCACCUAUCGAUUUGCUGACGAAUUUACUAGUGUGUUUCUCAUAGCCAUCAGCAAUACGUUCAUACGAUUUAUUCAUUUCAGUUUCGGUGCCGACUAUGACGAAUACCUCGAUGCCACUACUAAAGCGGAUCAGAAGCGUUUAGUUGAGAACAAGAAAAAGGACACAUUCGUGCGCAUGCAUCGAACUAAAUGGUUCGACUUGCGAAUGAGUGAAGGAAGAGAAAUAGCGAUGUGUCAUGUUUUGAUGCUGGUGUGGUGGCAUGCAAACCAAGGCGCUGAUGUGGUGGUGUCAGACGCAGAAAUGUCAGAUCUCAGUAGCGAUGAAACGAUGCACUCAGACGACAAUGACGAAUAUGAUGAUUACGAUGAUGAUGGUCACGACGACGAUGAUGAUGAUUACGAAUAUAAUGCUGGUAGCAGCUCGGAAUGA
This is a messenger RNA of Metarhizium robertsii ARSEF 23, 1395 nucleotides long. RefSeq lists its product as uncharacterized. NCBI's taxonomy places the organism in Eukaryota, Fungi, Ascomycota, Sordariomycetes, Hypocreales, Clavicipitaceae. Bases 1 to 1395 code for a protein of 464 amino acids. The record is from RefSeq and is a predicted model, not a curated record. The transcript has a single exon.